Molecule: messenger RNA, 1629 nt
Organism: Eublepharis macularius
Lineage: Eukaryota; Metazoa; Chordata; Lepidosauria; Squamata; Eublepharidae
Product: vomeronasal type-2 receptor 26-like
Exons: 5
Coding region: 1-1629 (542 amino acids)
Biological process (GO): G protein-coupled receptor signaling pathway
Cellular component (GO): membrane
Molecular function (GO): G protein-coupled receptor activity
Source: RefSeq, a predicted model, not a curated record
AUGAUUCCCUUUGUGUUUGGCACAGCAACACCCACAGUCAUCCUGAAGCCAGAUGAUGGUUUUGAAACCCUUGACUUCAUUUUUUGGGUGAUGCCUAAACAAUAUCAGCAUGUCCUAGCUUUUGUUUUUGCUUUGAAUGAAAUCAAGAACUCCAAACUCUUACCCAAUACUACACUGGGAUCAAAGAUCUAUGACAAUGCUUUCAACUCACUACGAAGCUCUCAAACCAUUCUGAAAGUCCUCUUUGGAGAACACCUGACUCAUGUCAAUUACAACUGUGACUGGAAGAAGAAAGUAAUGGCCAUUAUUGGUGGAUUCACCUCCCAAAACUCCAUCCAAAUGGCCAACCUUUUAACUACAUACAAGAUUCCACAGCUUUAUUCAUUUUUGAGAAAUGUUCACUUUAACAAUUCCGCUGGAGAUGAAAUCUUUUUUUAUGAAAAUGGGAACUUGGCAGCUGGCUACGAUAUUCUGAACUUGGUCACAUUUCCAAAUCAGUCUUUCCAAAAAAUCCAGGUUGGUCAUGUGGCUUCUAAGGCAACUGUAGGUGAAGAGUUCUCCAUUAACAGAAAAUUGCUGAUAUGGAAUCCCAAAUUUCAGCAGAGAGCCCCACACAGCACAUGUGUUGAGAGCUGCCCCACUGGACACAGCAGGAUUGUUCAAGAAGGGAAGCAAGUUUGUUGCUAUGAUUGUGCUCAGUGCCCAGAAGGGAAAUUUGCAGACCAGAUGGAUGCAGACCAAUGUGAGAAAUGCCCAGAAGAUGAAUAUCCAAAUAAGAAAAAAGACCAGUGCGUCCUGAAAUCCAUAACCUACUUGACCUAUGAGGACCCCAUGGGAGCAGGCUUGGCUUCUAUCGCUGCUUUAUGUUUUGUGGCUGCAGUAACAGUGAUGGGGAUCUUUGGCACACACUGGAACACACCCAUUGUCAAAGCCAACAAUCGAAGCAUCACCUGUGUCCUGCUCUCCUCUCUGCUGUUUGGCUUCCCAUGCUCCUUCCUAUUUAUCGGCCAGCCUGGGAUGGUGACCUGCCUUCUCCGGCAAACCCUGUUUGGCAUCAUCUUCUCCCUUGCUGUGUCUUGCAUAUUGGCCAAAACCAUCACCGUGGUGGUUGCCUUCAUGGCCACCAAGCCAGGGAACAGGAUGAGGAAGUGGGUGGGGAAGAGACUGGCCAUGUCAGUCAUCAUUCCCUGUUGUUUAAUUCAAACCGGCAUCUGUGCUCUGUGGUUGGCAACUUCGCCUCCCUUCCCAGAGUUUGACAUGCACUCCCAAGUGGGUCAUAUCAUCAUACAGUGCAAUGAAGGCUCGGAUAUCAUGUUCUACAUUGUACUGGGCUAUAUGGGUCUUCUGGCCACCAUCAGUUUCAUAGUGGCCUUCCUAGCCCGGACAUUGCCUGAUUCUUUCAAUGAAGCCAAGCUGAUCACCUUCAGCAUGCUGGUCUUCUGCAGUGUUUGGAUCUCCUUUGUCCCCACCUAUCUGAGCACCAAGGGGAAAGACAUGGUGGCCGUGGAGAUCUUCUCCAUCUUGGCCUCCAGUGGAGGCUUAUUGGCUUGUAUCUUCUUCCCCAAAUGCUACAUUAUUAUAUUCAGAUCUCAACUGAAUACCAGAGUGCAGCUAGUAAGGAAAAAUUAA